This is a messenger RNA of Diversispora eburnea, 348 nucleotides long. The record is from the annotation of a GenBank genome assembly. NCBI's taxonomy places the organism in Eukaryota, Fungi, Glomeromycota, Glomeromycetes, Diversisporales, Diversisporaceae.
AUGUGGAAUUCUUGGGCAAUAAUAACUGACUUUGUAGGACAACCAAUGGAAGCUUGGAUUUCUGAUAAUGAUGUGGUCAUUCGAAAUAUUAUUCAUAGAAAAGAACAUUUCAAUCUUAUUGAUUAUAGCCUUACAACUUUAUUACAACUUCAAUCCAAAAACAUAUUGACGACUACAUUGAAUUAUGAGUCAAAUAUUGGAAUUUUCAAGUAUGGAGAGAAAAUAUCGUUGUCAGAGUUAACAAAUAGAUUGGAUGGAGAACUGAAUCAAAUUGUUACAUCUUUCAAGGAUGCAAAUGAUUGGGAAAUAGCCAAUGAAAAGAUGUGGUUAGAAAAGUUUUAUGCAGAU